CUGGGGGGAGGGGGGCAGCAAAGGGGCUGCCUGUUAUAUGUCCACCUUGCCAUGUCCCCAGUGAGGGCAGCCUUCGGGAUCCCUGCCCGCCACUGAUGGUGGCAGAGGCGUUGAGGCCCUGAGGCUGCAGCCAGGAGGGAGAGUACCUUGCCCUCGAUGACCCCGCGUGGGUCUCCUCUGAAGCUGCUGCCUGGCUGCUGCUUUCAAACACCUUCAAGUCGUCUCUUCAACAGCAACAGAGUGGGCAUGGUCGUGGACCUUUCCCUUAGACAUGUCCUGCGUGGGCACCAUGGAGCGGCUCUGUCCUAACAGCGUGGAGGAGGAUGGUAGAGCGCAGGCUCGUCCUACUGUGGCCCUGGGGUCCACCCCCGCCCUGCCACUCACUGGGAACCUCUCCCUGGGAGUCCGUUUCCUCUUUUGAAUAAAGGGGUACAUGCCUCGUAGUUCCUGUGAAGCAGCUGGCACGCCGCCUGGCACAGAGUGAGAGCUUGGGCCCCUGCCCCAGCCCGGCAGAGGCUGUGGAGAUAGACCGUCCGGCAGCCUGGUCCCCAGGCCCCUGGCCCAUCCCUGGCAGCGGGGAGCGGCAGGUCCCACGAGGUAGCGGCGGCCUGAGCCGGGGCCCCUCCUGGGAGUGAGCCAUGGGCCAGAAGCUCUCGGGGAGCCUCAAGUCGGUGGAGGUUCGCGAGCCGGCGCUGCGGCCGGCCAAGCGGGAGCUGCGCGGAGCAGAGCCGGAGCGGCCGGCGCGGCUGGACCAGCUGCUGGACAUGCCCGCGGCGGGGCCGGCGGUGCAGCUGCGGCACGCGUGGAACCCCGAGGACCGCUCGCUCAACGUCUUCGUCAAGGACGACGACCGGCUCACCUUCCACCGGCACCCGGUGGCGCAGAGCACCGACGGCAUCCGCGGCAAGGUGGGCCACGCGCGCGGCCUGCACGCCUGGCAGAUCCACUGGCCGGUGCGGCAGCGGGGCACCCACGCGGUGGUGGGCGUGGCCACGGCGCGGGCGCCCCUGCACUCGGUGGGCUACACGGCGCUGGUGGGCAGCGACGCCGAGUCGUGGGGCUGGGACCUGGGCCGCAGCCGCCUCUACCACGACGGCAAGAACCGGCCCGGCGUGGCCUACCCGGCCUUCCUGGAGCCCGAGGAGGCCUUCGCGCUGCCGGACUCGCUGCUCGUGGUGCUGGACAUGGACGAGGGCACGCUCAGCUUCGUGGUGGACGGCCAGUACCUGGGCGUGGCCUUCCGCGGCCUCAAGGGCAAGAAGCUGUACCCGGUGGUGAGUGCCGUGUGGGGCCACUGUGAAGUCACCAUGCGCUACAUCAACGGCCUCGACCCCGAGCCCCUGCCGCUGAUGGACCUGUGCCGGAGAUCCAUCCGCCUGGCCCUGGGCCGCCAGCGCCUGCCGGACAUCGGCUCCCUGCCUCUGCCUCAGUCUCUCAAAAACUACCUGCAGUACCAGUGAGCAGGGCUGGGGGCGCUGACGGGCAGCCGUGGGCGUGCCGCUGGCCCGGCCUCUCUUUUCACGGGGCGCACAGAACAUUCAGGAAGGGGUCUUUCUCACCCCGCUUCCCCAGAACUUUGUUCUUUGACAGGCCAGUACGCAUUCCCAACUGUAAAAAUGAAUGUCUGUGGCCAACAGUAUUGGCUGCCUGAGAAGCAGCACUCCCAAGUCCCGACACCGCCUUGCAAGCCGCGAAGCACCCGGGGCCUCUGCCCGGAGGAGGAGGGCCCGCCCUCCCGCCCGCUGGACUCCGCAGCCACGGAUCGGAUCGGAUGGGAUCGGAUUGAUCCGAGAG
This is a messenger RNA of Eptesicus fuscus (big brown bat), 1794 nucleotides long. RefSeq names its product splA/ryanodine receptor domain and SOCS box containing 4 (gene SPSB4). The transcript is spliced from 3 exons. Gene Ontology annotation, biological process: intracellular signal transduction; proteasome-mediated ubiquitin-dependent protein catabolic process. The record is from RefSeq and is a predicted model, not a curated record. Bases 639 to 1460 code for a protein of 273 amino acids. Gene Ontology annotation, cellular component: SCF ubiquitin ligase complex. Lineage: Eukaryota; Metazoa; Chordata; Mammalia; Chiroptera; Vespertilionidae. Gene Ontology annotation, molecular function: protein binding.